UUAUCAUCUAUGUAUAACUAAAUAGUUUUACAUACAUUAAUUUUCACUGUCUUUUUAUUUCUCAAAUAGUCUGUGUCGGGACGGCUUGGGCAAAACCGGUCACCGGUUUUCUGGGGCACCUGAAAACUGUUUUUAUCGCCGGAAGAAGAACGAGGAUGCCAUUAGAGCACUGUUUGAGCUUUGCGAGUGUGAAAAGGCUCUGACAGAGAACAGUGAAGAAAAUUGUAGUGUUUGAUUCAACCACAUUUGAAUUGUUUGGUUAACUGCAAGAACUACGGUAAAGCAUGGAAGUAACAGAAGGUAUCAGUGUAGGAGUGACUGUGAUUGGAGCUGAGACUCCAUCAAAUUAUCAUGUGAUGCCGAGGAUGGUAAACUCAACCGAGGUGCCUGCAGCACCGGCAGUGACUGCAAUGCCUGUGAGUUUGGGAAUGUCUGGAAUGGCAGAAAAGAAGAAGAGAGGUAGACCGAGAAAGUUCGGACCAGAUGGGACACUUUCCAAAGCAUUGUCACCAAUGCCAAUUUCUUCCUCAGUUCCACCACUUACUGGCGACUUCUCAUCCGGAAAGCAGAGUACACAACCUACUGGUGACUUCUCAGCAGGAACGCAGAGUACACCACCUACUGGUGACUUCUCAACCGGAAAGAGUAGAGGGCGGCCAAAGGGUUCAGUGAACAAGAAACGGCAUAGAGUUGAGUGGGAGAAUUCAAGUGAAUACUUCACACUUACUACCGGUGCCAAUUUUACGCCACACACAAUCACUGUUAAUGCUGGUGAGGAUAUAACAAUGAAGAUUCUCUCAUUUUCUCAACAAGGGCCACGAGCUAUCUGCAUUAUUUCUGCUACGGGUUCAAUUUCAAAUGUUACACUUCGACAGCCUGAUUCUUCUGGGGGUACUAUGACCUAUGAAGGACGUUUUGACAUUGUCUCACUACAUGGGUCAUUCACCCCCACAGAGGUUGAGGGAUCCAAAUUUAGUAGGGCUGGUUCCUUGACCAUAUCUUUGGCAGGCCCUGACGGCCGUCUCUUAACGGGCGUACUUGGAGGACUACUUGUAGCUGCCAGUCCUGUCCAGUUGAUACUGGGCAGUUUUCUUCCAAGUAAUCAGAAUGAGCCGAAACCCAAAAAGCAGAAAUCUGAGACUAAAGCGGCUACGACUGCUCCAAGCUCUGCUGCUAAUCCUUCUAAUGUGGUGAAGCAUCAAAAUUCAGCAACCCAAAAUCUGAAUUUUGCUUCACCUUCUACAUUUGGCACGGAUAACUGGGCCGGCAUGCAGACCAUGCAAGGCCCAGGAAAGUCUACCACCGACAUCAACAUAUCUUUGCAUGGAGAAUAAUCUGAUGGACUUAGCCAAUUUCCAUAUUUUGAGGCUCCUUGAUCUUGUAAUGUCAAAUUGCAAUUUGGUUACUAUUAGUUAGUGUAGGUUGGAACUACACAGUUUAUUAUCUAUUAGCAGGUUUAUGUAUUUCUUUGUUGUAGUUAGGCAGGAGUUCAGAAUAAUAGGGUGGUUAUGUAGGCCUCUGCUGCAAAGACACUGCUUUUAAAUUUUAUCGGCCGACUUUCCAGUACGAUUUUAUCAUGUACAAUUUGGUAUUUUGUUUAUGCAUGUUGUGCUUCCAUGCAUGGUAGAUGCUACCUUCUAAAGGUGGUAAUCCCAUGUUGUUUCUCUCUCUAGGUUGCUAAUCAUAA
Cornus florida is the source of this 1687-nucleotide messenger RNA. RefSeq names its product AT-hook motif nuclear-localized protein 7-like. The record is from RefSeq and is a predicted model, not a curated record. The transcript has 7 exons. Gene Ontology annotation, molecular function: minor groove of adenine-thymine-rich DNA binding. Lineage: Eukaryota; Viridiplantae; Streptophyta; Magnoliopsida; Cornales; Cornaceae. The coding region runs from base 285 to 1334 and encodes 349 amino acids.